Messenger RNA from Ectocarpus siliculosus, 867 nucleotides. The record is from the annotation of a GenBank genome assembly. Lineage: Eukaryota; Phaeophyceae; Ectocarpales; Ectocarpaceae.
GAGAGGGACGGAGUUGGGCUCACGGUACAUGCAACAACCAACGGCGACGCUGCCGCCUUGCCUCCAGACCCGCGACAUCGACCGUACUACGACCUAGUUGUGGCGGUGCUGGCUAUGGGUGGAGAGUCCAAGGAAUCUCAGGAGGAGAUCGCGAGAGUGCGAAAGGUGUACGCGAGAUACGGCUCGGAGGUUGUUCCUGAUGGUGGAUCUGAGGCACCGCCGUUGACGUUUCGAGUCGUGUUUGUCGUCGGCAGGGCGGGGUUGCCCGACGAUCACGAGCUGCCGGAGGCGGGGUUGCUGCGGGGAGACUUCUAUCACGUGGACGUCCGAGAGGGAUACGCCCACUUGAGCGAUAAGACCAAGGCCAUGGCAGGACUGGCAGAGCAUCUCCGGUUUCGUUUUUUGGCCAAGACGGACGGGGACACGUUUCCGUGUCUCGCGCGCGUGACGAAGCAGCUGGUAAACUUGCCCGGGGAGCAGCAGCCGAGAGUCUACGCUGGGAUGUUGAACAAGUGUGGUACGGUUUUCCCGAAGGGGCACAAGCUGUACGACCCAGAGUUCUUGGCUGCAACUGGGGGAACCAUCGACUGCCAUCCGAUGUACCACCAGGGAGCAUUCUAUAUUCUCGGGGUGGAUAUUGUAAAUUACUUGAACAGGAGCAGGGAUAUGCUCACGGUGAUGUCGGUGGAGGACGCUAUGAUGGGGCUGUGGCUGCUUGGUGUCGAUAAGGUGAUGCUUGACAUCGGUGGAAGCUUCUACUGCAAGUGCUUCACCCACCCGGUGCCGCAAAAGAAGAUGUCAUUUUACCACUUUUGUAAGACGGACGAAAAAAUGGACGUCUGCUUGCGCGAGUUCGGUGCUUGUUGA